This is a messenger RNA of Impatiens glandulifera, 540 nucleotides long. RefSeq lists its product as uncharacterized. Bases 61 to 438 code for a protein of 125 amino acids. The transcript has 3 exons. The record is from RefSeq and is a predicted model, not a curated record. NCBI's taxonomy places the organism in Eukaryota, Viridiplantae, Streptophyta, Magnoliopsida, Ericales, Balsaminaceae.
UUCAAGAACACUUCGUUUUCAUCAGAAUCUUCGACAUUGUUAUUAACUAAGAACUCACAUAUGCAUCGAUCAUCUUUGUUGAGAGGAGAGCAAAAAAUGGAAUUUCUAAGAGCAUUGGAUCGCAAUCCGAACAGGUAUCCUAGUAUGUUCAAGCAUCUUCCUAAUGAUGUGAUGAAAGCUCACAACAUUAAACUUCCAUCGAGAGUGAUGAUGACUGAUGUAGAAGGAAUAACAAUCUAUGCUAAGGUGUUGAUCAGUUGGACUGAUGGGAGGAAGAGGAUCAUUGAUGGAUGGAAGAAAUUUGUGAGGUAUAAUAACCUCAACGAAGAUGAUCGGUGCAUAUGUGAGUUCUUGGUUAAUAACAAUGUCGAAGAUUCUGAUGAAAGCGAAGUGUUCUUGAAGAUGACGGUUAUUCGUGCUGGAUCAUGGCUUGCUUAAAUAGGUCAUUGUUUUUAUUAUUGUGUUGUUUAAGACAUAUUAUCUAUGUGUUUUUGGAUUUUUAUUACUCUCUUAACUUUUGUAUCUGUUAUGUUGGAUUAA